AGCCUCGGGAGGUCUGAAGGGAUUAUAUAUACUAAUAUAAAAAAGACGGGACGGAUAAGAGCAGUGGCUUGGGGUUUGAAGGAGCUGAGCGGCGCGAGGAAGAGCGAGCGGAGCGGAGUGAGAGAGCGAAUUAGGGUUUUGAUAAUCGGAAUCAAGAAGGAAGAAUCGUCUUGUGUGAGCGAUUCGUUUAUAGAGAGAGGUGUGGUGAGAUCGCGAGAGCGAGUUGAGUGUAUAUCCUACGAUUUCCACUCUCCGCUAAUCAAUUUGUCAGACAAGUUUUCGUUACCAUGUCGGAGAAGAAGCUUGUGGUUUUAGGCAUCCCAUGGGACGUGGAUACAGAAGGUCUAAGGGAAUAUAUGAUCAAAUAUGGAGAUUUAGAGGAUUGUAUUGUGAUGAAGGAACGUGCUACUGGUCGUUCUCGUGGAUUCGGCUAUGUCACAUUUGCUACAGUUGAGGAUGCUAAGAAUGCAUUGUCUAAGGAGCACUUUCUUGGAAACAGAAUGCUAGAAGUGAAAGUGGCGACACCGAAGGAGGAGAUGAGGGCUCCUGCAAAGAAAGUGACCAGGAUUUUCGUUGCUAGGAUUCCUCCGUCUGUGUCUGAAGCUACUUUCAGAGGUUAUUUUGAGAAGUACGGUGAAAUAACAGAUCUGUACAUGCCAAAGGAUCCAUCUACCAAGGGACAUCGUGGAAUUGGGUUUAUUACUUUUGCAAAUGCUGAAUCAGUUGAUGAUCUGAUGAGUGACACCCAUGAACUGGGAGGUUCCACAAUUGUGGUGGACCGAGCAACACCCAAGGAAGAAGAUUUCAGACCUGUUAGUCGGAUGUCUCAGAGUGGAGGAGGAUAUGGUGCAUAUAAUGCAUAUAUGAGUGCAACUACUAGAUAUGGUGCGCUUGGUGCUCCUACCUUAUAUGAUCAUCCUAGUUCUAUGUAUGGAAGAGGUGGAGGUGGAGGUGGAGGUGGAGGUGGAGGAUUUCCAUCUCGUGGUGGCUUGGGCCAGAAGAUCUUUGUUGGUCGACUACCUCAAGAGGCAACAACUGAAGAUCUUCGCCAGUAUUUUGGUAGAUUUGGCCGUGUUUUAGAUGUGUAUGUCCCAAAGGAUCCAAGAAGACCAGGGCAUAGAGGGUUUGGUUUUGUUACAUUUGCUGAUGAUGGUGUUGCAGAUCGUGUUUCUCGAAGGCCUCAUGAGAUAUGUGGACAUCAGGUUGCAAUUGAUUCUGCUACUCCUCUUGAUGAUGCUGGUCCAAGUAACAAUUACAUGAUGGAUCCUCCUCCUCCUGCUCCUGAAGCAUAUGGGGGAUAUGGUGGUCCUAUGCGUACUUAUGGAAGGAUGUAUGGGGGCCUAGAUUAUGAUGAUUGGGGUUACGGCCUGGGUGGUGGGAGACCUUCAAGAUCAGAUAUGAGAUACAGGCCCUACUAGCUGGCCUGGUUGGAUAGGAGGCGGUCAAGAUCAGAUAUGAGAUUCAGGCCCUAGUAGCUUUGUGUUGCAGGAGGUCAGAGGCUGUCUGAAUUUCCAAUGGGUGACAACAAUAGAUAUGUCAUAUUUAUAUCAGUUUAUUAUUAGGUGGACAUCAUAAUACAUGUGCUACUAAUACUUAAGUAAUUGAAAAAGCAGUGCUGAUGGAUUGUGCAAUUCACUUCAUACUUGAUCCUUUGUAUUAAAUGUAUUGAAGAAACAAAGAAUGGGUGCUAAUUCCAUAUCCAGGAGUAGAAACAUAGUUGGUAGUGAAGCAAUAUAGCAAAUUAUGUUUUAUACCUAAAGUGAGUUUUCCUGGAAAUCCGUUCUGAGA
This is a messenger RNA of Solanum lycopersicum (tomato), 1788 nucleotides long. RefSeq lists its product as uncharacterized. Lineage: Eukaryota; Viridiplantae; Streptophyta; Magnoliopsida; Solanales; Solanaceae. Gene Ontology annotation, biological process: regulation of translation. Gene Ontology annotation, molecular function: mRNA binding. The record is from RefSeq and is a predicted model, not a curated record.